Rhodofomes roseus is the source of this 381-nucleotide messenger RNA. RefSeq lists its product as uncharacterized. The transcript has 4 exons. The record is from RefSeq and is a predicted model, not a curated record. The coding region runs from base 1 to 381 and encodes 126 amino acids. Lineage: Eukaryota; Fungi; Basidiomycota; Agaricomycetes; Polyporales; Fomitopsidaceae.
AUGCGCACCGACGGUAGCUGGAGCAUGAGCCGAGCAGGCCACGUGAACCAGUCUCACAGAACUACGAGGGCCUGUGCAUGGCGUACGGCCAAGCUACUGGGUCACCGACGUGACAAAGCUCAGUCAUCGCUUCCUCACUGCGGACAACCUCAAGCUCUCGGACGAGCUCCGCUGCCACGGCAUGUCCCUCAUGGUCGCCGUCGUCGUCAACAACAUCAUGGCUACCUCUACGCGAACACGACUGUGUACCAGCUCACGACCAAGCUCAACCAGUUCUGCAACUUCAUUGGCGACAUCUUCACUACCCUGCCGAAUAUUGGUUCUCUACCGAAGAACAUCACCAUCACUGUCUACACAUCCUGGGCUGCGUCGAGCGCAUGA